AUGACCUUAAGUCUGAAAGACAUUAAUAGUGCCGCCACUGGAUCGUUCACUUAUAACCAUUUUUCGAGGAUCUCCAUUUUGCAGGACACAUUCACGGUAGAGGAACAAAAACGGCAGAAGCUCUUCUUGAAGCAAAAGAUCAAUAAAGUAUACGAUAUCUCGCGAAGAUGCUACCACGAACACAGCGGGAGAGAUUGGGAUGCCGCAGUUGUAUCUGAGGAAAAUAACGUCGUCGCUCAUCUGCUCAGUACCGAGAGUGACAGCGUUCUAGAUUUCUCAAUUUUGUCAGAAAGAGCCGAUAUUGAUUCCGAUCUGCAACUCUUCACGCCAAACGUACUAGGAGGCAAUUCUUCCUUCGAUUUGGCAGAGCUUAACGCCCAAAUGGCUCUCCUAUUGGUAGAAUAUUUCCCGGGAGCUCAUCCAAGCGCCAAUUUUCUAACAAGAUUAACGUUGGCCAUCGUUCCCCAGAUGGUCCGAUUAAACCAAGCAUUGGACAGAUAUGACCACCUCGGGUCAGCAGAGCAGAGUGUUGGAAAUUUUUUACACACAUGCGACAAGCUCUUUCCAAAGAUCUGGAUCCCUCAUUUAUCCGAAGCUAUCGAGAAUAUGAAGUCAGGACAGCAAAUACUGCAAAAAUUCGACGGCAGGUACAGCAAAGUGGAAGCAAAAGAUGCAUUUGAGCCUGGUGUGAGAAGGAUCAUUCGCAAAUGGUCUUUACUAAACUAUUUCCCCGUGGUUCUCAUCAAAUCGCUUAACUUUCAGAUCGAAUCCAACUCCGAGAACCGGAUUGCUGCGAACGAUGUAUACUUCAUCGGCUGCAGCGAGCUAUUCAAAAUUGCCUUCAUAACCCUGGCGAUAGAGGUGAGUAAAGGUCUUGAAAAAGUGAUUAAUAUUCUCAUCGAGCUGAAUGCCUCCAAUGGGUUGACUAACAAGACAUUAAUAAUUCUUCUAGAGCUACUGCUGGAAUGCACUGUUGAUUCUCGCGCUGCUGAGAUAAUGAUUGGCCUCGAUCGAGUCGUCAAGAGAUGGAUUCUGUUCAAAGAAGCCGCCGACGAGUCCACAAGGUCUAUUUUCCAGCAUUGGGCGGGACAGAUCCUAGAAAGUUACAACGCCCAAAAAGAACUAGAACACAAGCUCAGGACUGACGAAGAGGAAGAUGAGGCCGACCUGAUGUUUGACAAGUGGGAAGUCGGCAAAAUGUUUGUUAACGAAAUUAUACAAUUUAUUGAGCCAAGAAACUCUACCCGCGCCAGAAGCGAUCUGUUUGGUUGGCUCACAGUCUUUGACGAGUGUCACCAUUCCAGCUCGUCUCAAAAUUAUUCGCAAGACCCUCAAUUCGACUUCGAUACCGUGAGCAUCCGAAGCAUCCAGUUACCUCCAACCUCCGAAGUCCCCAAGCACGCCUACGGGAAACGCGAAGCGCUUAGAAGAUGGGCGAUGAGCAAGAAGAAUAAAAUGUCAGAAGGCUAUCGCCGCAUCAAAAAAAGGUUUCAACAAGCCUUCCACACGCAUACAACUCGUGCAUUAAUCACCUCUGUCAGAUACUACAACGCCAUCAAUGGCAGAAAAUACGAGUAUCAUUUUCCGGACGAGACGACUGAGUUUACACCCGACCAAUGUGCCCAAGUGCAAAGAAUUACUCAAAAGCUAUACAAGAGAGAAAAAAGAGGCAAGAGAAAAAGAGAUGCAAUAAAGGUAAUAUUCAUGUAG
Messenger RNA from Torulaspora globosa, 1710 nucleotides. It is a transcript of the gene SPO77, whose product is annotated as Spo77p. Lineage: Eukaryota; Fungi; Ascomycota; Saccharomycetes; Saccharomycetales; Saccharomycetaceae. The record is from RefSeq and is a predicted model, not a curated record. The transcript has a single exon. The coding region runs from base 1 to 1710 and encodes 569 amino acids.